This is a messenger RNA of Mycotypha africana, 4036 nucleotides long. RefSeq lists its product as uncharacterized. Bases 461 to 3733 code for a protein of 1090 amino acids. The transcript has 10 exons. Gene Ontology annotation, molecular function: ATP binding; protein serine/threonine kinase activity; tau-protein kinase activity. The record is from RefSeq and is a predicted model, not a curated record. Gene Ontology annotation, biological process: microtubule cytoskeleton organization; intracellular signal transduction; protein phosphorylation. Lineage: Eukaryota; Fungi; Mucoromycota; Mucoromycetes; Mucorales; Mycotyphaceae. Gene Ontology annotation, cellular component: cytoplasm.
UUCUCCUAUAUUCAGAAACUAAAGGAAAUACUCCUGCCUUACCAUGUAACAUUUCAUUAUAAUGAUUUGUUGCUGUAAGUGAACUAUUAUUAUACGUGGUUUUUUCUCUAAACGUUAAUCAUGUACGUGCAGCAGUAGCAGCAGCAGCAGCAGCAAAAGGAAUUCUUUUACCCUUUCCUUUUGCUCAUUCUGCUCUCUCCUUUUCCCCCCAAAAGUAGAGACUCUUUUACUUUUUGUUGGUUUUUAUCGGGUUUACUAUUCUGCUUGAAAAUUAUGCCUUCUUCUUCUCUACACUAUUUUUUCUUAAAACCUUUUGAAUAAUUUAAUCCUUUCUUUUAAGACUGUCAUUCUUUCCUUCCCCAUCUUCCAUUUCUACAUUAUUUUUGAUUGCAACUUAUUGAGUAAAAACCCAUUCUACCCUAUUUAAUACAGUAUCAGCCCAUAUCAUAACUAUUCCACUAUGCCUAUUGCCGUGCCUGAACAACCACAAAUGUUCCAUUAUCCAGCACCUAAUAUUCCAGAAAACUAUCUAUCCAACCCUAAUUCUCGUAGAAGCUCGGCUGCAACCACUGUCACGAACAGAUCUUCAAAAUCAUCGAGAGACAGAAGAAGAAGCUCAGGAGCCCUAUCUACUCAUUCUCAACAAAAGCCUAGAAAAUGUAUUGGUGACUAUAUCGUAGGCAAAACACUGGGUAAAGGUGCCUCAGGCCGAGUUAAAUUGGGUGUACACAGGAUGACAGGAGAACAAGUAGCUAUCAAAAUUAUCAGCAAAGCCCAUCUAGCUGCAAACCCUGCUAUUGAAAAAGCAGUUCGACGUGAAAUAGCCAUUAUGAAAUUAAUUAAUCAUCCCAACGUUAUGUCUUUGACUGAUGUGAUUGACGACCCAUCUUCUUCUGACCUGCAUUUAGUUCUGGAAUAUGUCGAAGGAGGUGAAUUAUUCGAAUACCUCGUCAGUAAAGGUCGUCUUGACGAAGCUGAAGCAAGACAUCAUUUCCAGCAAAUUAUCUUGGGUUUGGAUUAUUGCCAUCAUCACUUGAUUUGCCAUCGUGAUUUGAAGCCUGAAAAUCUACUGUUGGAUUCAAAGAAUAAUAUAAAGAUUGCUGAUUUCGGUAUGGCUUCAUUACAACCUUUAGGUUCCAUGCUGGAAACCAGUUGCGGCUCCCCGCAUUAUGCUAGCCCUGAAAUUGUAGCUGGCUUACCUUACAAUGGAUCCGCCUGUGAUAUAUGGUCUUGUGGUGUUAUUCUGUAUGCUCUCUUAACCGGUCACCUUCCCUUUGAUGAUGAAAAUAUUCGUCAAUUGUUACGAAAAGUCAAAUCAGGAAAAUAUACCAUGCCUGACAAUAUCUCUGUACCUGCUCAAGACCUUAUCCGACGUAUCUUGGUAGUAGACCCAUCGAAACGUCUCAAUAUGCAACAAAUUAUGUCUCAUCCAUGGUUCCGGGAAACACCUCCUCUCAAUAUAUCUACAUUACCAGUUCCACCAACAGAAAAAGAAAUUGGUCGGCCCGUACACGAUGCAUCGGAAAUUGAUGAUCGUAUCUUGGAGACAAUCAAAUUCUUAUGGAGUGAAUCAAGUAAUGAGAAUGUUAUCAGAGCACUCCUUCAAAAAGAACACAACAUGCAAAAAGUUGUUUAUGUCUUGUUAAAACAACAUGCCGAAAGAUAUUGGCAAGCAGAUCAUGCUGAUGAAAGUGACGAGGAUGAAGAGAGCAGUUCUGCAGACCCCUCAAGACGCCGUUAUAGAACAAUCACUCAUCGUUCUGAUCGAGACAGAAAGUCUCUUUCUAUGCUCGAUGCAAAGAAUACAACUGCCUCUACGACUGCUCGACGUGGUUCUGCCGUUGUCCCUCGACCCUCAGCGCCUUGGCUUUCUAACGACGCUCCCUUUCCGCCCACCAACAGUAGUCAAAAAGACUUGAUGAGACGCCAUUCCGCUGCUACUGUACGAACCAAACUACCUGUGAUCAAUACAAACAAUCAUCCCGCCCAGCCUCCUUUACCCGCCCUCCCUCUUGAAAAGCCAUCAAAAAUGAAAAAGAGUGAGACCUUUUAUACACGUUUUGUGAAGAGUGUACUAUCAUCUUCACGAAAGCAGCAAAGCAAAGAACCAAGGAAUACCACGGAUACUUUUGUCAAUAAAAUGAUAAACAAUUCAGUAACAACUACAAGCGCUCAUGCAGCUGCUGCUACUCCUGGUGGUAAUCCUUCUAAAGCAGGUGCGCCUGCACUUACACCCAAAUCAGGCACAUCCACCCUCGUGGGAACCCUCCGUCGCAAAAACCCCUUUCAUCGCACGGCCAUUAACACAACUGACUUUGCCAUCACAUCUAUUACCCAUACUACCUCAACGAAAGGGACAGUUAGGCCAGCAAGCACUAUACUACAACGCAACAGAAUCGACCCUUCAGAGGACGAAGAUUCCGUUCAUGCAAACCAGUCAGCGGAAGACAAUCAAAAGUCUGCUUCUCCUAGUAGACACGCUACUUUACAGGCUAAGCGCAUGUCAUUACGUAUUCCAAAUGCUUUCAAAGGUGUGAAUGACUCAAGAUUUGGUUUUACACUCGGUUCCAAUGCUCGUAAGCAACGCAAACAAGUGGAUAUAUCCAUGUUUGGCGGACCCGCCAGCAGUCAUAAAGACGCCUUGGAUACCAAGUUUGAGAUUACCUCGUUUGCUGCUGCAUCGUUCCAGCAACAGCAGCAGCAGCAGCAGCAGCAGCCACCUACAGCCCAAUCAUCUGAAUCAAGUCUUUUGCCUCCUCCUGCAUUAUCUGAUGGUAGUACAUUAAGUAGUAGCAGUAGUACAUGUUCCAGUUCUCACAGUAAUAUUGUCUAUCAAACCACUGCCGCUACCAUACCAUCUCCAGUUGUAGGUACUCCUACGGUUUCAGCUGCUGUCCCUAAAAAUUACAUGCAUAGGCACUCCAAUCAAAAUAUGCUUAUGGCCUCCACUACCACUGCAUUUACUACUACUACUACUACUACUGCUACUGCUACGACGAAUAACAAUAAUAACGCUAACAAUACUGCCAGAAGAGCAAGCCAAGUAUCUUUCAAAUCCGUGGAUCGCCGGGGCAGCAACAUCAGUACAUCCAAUUUAUCGCAACAACAUAUCAACCGACCUAUUACACCUAGCUUACUUUCCAACAGUUCAACUAUUGCCACUUCAAAUGUUCCCAUUUUGGAGAUUAUGGGUAGCAAAAGCAAUCAAUCUAUGAGUGUUCAUAGUACUGUCUCUUCAACCCAGACAGCAGCAGCAACACAUUCCACGAAAGCAUCAUGGCUCAACCAUUUAUUCUUCUUCAAGCAGCCCAAAGUAUGCUCUCUCACUGUAUAUAGUACGGAUACCGUAAAGAUCUUAAAGGCACUUCAUCAAAACAUGAACCAGUUCGUGGAGGCACGGUUUUAUGAAAAGAGUGACCGUGCUGGUACUACAAGAUACAAAGUAGAGAUCCUAUGGAAGCCUCCACAUGGCACAGGCAAGCUACGUCAAGUGAAGUGCCGUAUUGAACUGCUGAUGAUGCCCGAUGCUCAUUGUUGUCUUGUGCAAUUGACGCAACAGCAAGGUGAUGCGCUUGUUUUGAGUACAACCAUGCAACAAAUGGAAGAGGCUAUGACUAAAGAAUUUCCACCGCCAUCACCAUUAUCUUCAGAACAACAACAGCAACAGCACUCUUUUAAAGAACUGAAUUCAGUCAUCACUUCUGCAAAUACACUCGUCGAAAAUGACGACUAAAAAGUUCUUUUUCCUCUAUGUCAUUCAAAAUUAUUCUUGAUCCGUUCAUUUCAUUUUUUUAUUCUUAUACAUGUACCUAUAUACACGUAUGACAAGAAAAGACAUGAUGAUCAUGAUAGCUCCCCAUCCUCUCUUAUAAUUCUAACUUUGGGGCUUAACUCCAUCCCUAGUAAUUCUCAUACUUAUUCCUGGCACUUUUCUAAUCUGAAUUUUACUAUUUUGCAAUUACAUAACGUUACCUAUCUCGUCGUCAACAGUGACACUGGUAAUAAAUACUUUUUCAUAAUUUCUCAGCUUGCGUUC